Messenger RNA from Monodelphis domestica (gray short-tailed opossum), 4687 nucleotides. The record is from RefSeq and is a predicted model, not a curated record. NCBI's taxonomy places the organism in Eukaryota, Metazoa, Chordata, Mammalia, Didelphimorphia, Didelphidae.
GUAAUUCUAUUCUCAAUUAUAAAAAUUUAAGAUGGAGCUUUGUGGAAGAAUUUUUUUGAUCCAAUUAGUCCUUAUGUUUACCGUUAUGGCACAGUUUCAUUAUAUCGUUUUACAAAUUUUGUUGACUAGGAAUAGCAUUUUUAAUCAGAUGAGUUACAACUUGGAAGAUGUUGAAGGAAACAUAAUAUAUGAAAUUCAUUUCAAAGUUGGGCUCUUUUCCCGGAGUGAAGGUUUACAGCAUUUGGUUCAGUACCUUACAAACCCCAUAUUCAAUUUGGUUCUGCAUUGAGUUUGUUUAAUAGUAACAACUACAGCAAAGACAAUAUAAUUAGCAUUUGUAUGCUGCCUGCUAUGUGUCAAUUAGUAGGCUAAGUGCUUUAUAGACAUUUCCUCAUUUGAUCUGCCUAGCAGUGCUUACUUGUAGGUACUGCUAUUAUCUCUAUUUUACAUUUGAGGAAACAGGCAAUCAGCAGUUGUGACUUGCCCAGGGCCACAGUGCCAAUAAGUGUCUGAUAUGGAACCUGAACUCAGAUCUUUCUGAUGGCUAAGUCUAACUCUCCAUUCAAUGUGCUACCAGCUGUCUUUUGAUUCAUAACCAGAAUACAGUAAAAGUGCUUCCUCAUGUAUGGACGUGGUAGAAAACUCUAAGAGAAUUUAACAAGCUCUCUUGUUGAGAGGUGAAAAAUCAUAUUUUGUUUUUAGCCCCGAGACCAAGCAACAAAAUAAAUGGCUAGUUGCUACAUUUAAGAUGUAUUUUUUGGGGGGUUAGUGACAAGUAGUAUAUUAAAUGUAUAAAACAACCUUUGUGAAGAUAGUUUGUUAUGUGCAUGGCUAGUGAUCAUGCUUUUCAAAGAGCUCAUCAUCUCCACUGGAAGAACCCAAACAUUUGUAACUUCUCGAUGUUUUGAUCAUAAUACUGAUGAGAUGAAAUUUUAAAAUAUCCUUGGAGUGAGAGAACUAAGCUGGUGCAGUGUUCAGAAAGUAAAUGAGGGUCUGUACAUACCUAUGACUGUCCAUUGGAAAUAGAUUUGCACUGGUAUGUCAAACCUGUCUGGCAGUUUGGAAACAAUUUGAUGUCAGGCUGAGAAACUGAAAGAAUCUGUUGCACUUAGAAGUAGACAGAGUUUGAUAUAAUUACUUCAUGAACAGAAAAAUUAUUGAAUGACUGAUCAUGACAGUUUGUAGUCAAUGAGGAUAAAUUUUAGAAAAUAAGGAUAAAUUUGGAUAAGGGCUGUCUUGAAGUGGUGGGUUAAAACAGCAUCUGUUAUACCUCAGAGGAAUAGGUAAAAAUGAUUGGCAGUCAUGUUGUGGUCCCAGACAUAGAAAGAGAAAAAAAAUUUAAAAGUUCACCAGUGAAAUUACUACAUUUAAUGAUUUAAUAUGAAAUGAUAUAAAGGGAUUUUCUUAAUCUCUCCUUAAGAGGCUAGAGAGCAAGGUUUCUAAGUAGAUCAGAACUUACAGGUUCAGUGAAUCAGUAAGCCAGAACUGAAGAUUCCAUUACCAAAGAGACCAGGACCUGAGGAGAGGAAGUAGGCGGCCCUAUGACAGGAAGUUAGGGGGGACAGUUGGUCAGUGAGGAGAUAGAGGAAGCAACUGCUGAUAAUUGAACGUCUUUUGCCUCUGGGAUCUCUAGAGAGCAGGAGCUCUGUCUCUGAGGCAAGGAUCUGCUGGCAGUUGGCUACUGACAGCUGGGCUGCUAUAGAAAACUGAUUGAAGGAAUGCAGUGACCAGAUUUAAAGUGAAGGAGACUAUUGCCAACCUGAGCAUUUCUGUGGAAGAAUCUUGCCAGCUUAGAUUCAUGAAUGAUGGUCUUUGUGACGUCGAUUUCAGAGAACUCUGUGAAUCUGAUACCACGGUAGAUAAAAAUUCAAAGAAACCCUGUCAAUCUGAUGAAGUGGGAGAGAGCUUCACACAGUUUUCAGACCUAAAUCACUGUAAGAAUACAACCUCAAGGAAUGACUGUUUUCAGUAUAGUAAAUAUAGGGACUGCUUUACUGAACAGGUAGAGCUUAAUCAGGCACACGAGAAGCCUCCUGAAAUGCAAAUAUAUCAAAGUAGUCAGCAGAAAAUGACUUUCAGCUUGAGGUCAAACCUCAGUAGACAUCAGAAAAAUUAUUGUGGCAAAAGUCUUUCUACAUAUAAUGAAGAAAGAAAGACCUUUAGCCAGAACUCUAAGAUCAGGAACCAUCAGAAAAUUCAUACUCGAAAGAAGCCUUAUGAAUGUAAUGAAGGAGUAGCAACAAUAACCCAUCACUCAUCUGUUCCCUACCAUCCUAGAUUUUAUAUUGGAAUGAAAACACAUGUAUGUAACCAGUGUGGGAAGGCCUUUCGUUGGAACUCAGAUCUUGUUAGGCAUCAGAAGAUUCAUACUGGAGAGAAGCCUUAUAAAUGUAAUGAAUGUGGGAAGGCCUUCUCUGACAGAUCACACCUUAUUGGCCAUCAGAGAAUUCACACUGGAGAAAAACCUUAUGAAUGUAAUGAAUGUGGGAAGGCCUUCAGCUACAAAUCAGUCCUUAUUGGCCAUCAGAGAAUUCACACUGGAGAGAAACCUUAUGAAUGUAAUGAAUGUGGAAAAGCAUUCCGAUGGAGUAUUAGUCUUGCUCUACAUGAGAGAAUUCACACAGGAGAGAAACCCUAUGAAUGUAAUGAAUGUGGGAAAACUUUCCAACAGAAAUGCAAUUUUGCUGCACAUCAGAGGAUACACACUGGAAAGAAACCUUAUGAAUGUAAUCAGUGUGGAAAGGCUUUCUGUUCCAGAUCAAGCUUUUUGCACCAUCAGAGAAUUCACACUGGAGAGAAGCCUUAUGAAUGUAAUGAGUGUGGAAAGGCUUUCCAACGUAAUUCUGAUGUUACUACACAUCAGAGGAUCCACACUGGAGAGAAACCUUAUGAAUGUAAUCAGUGUGGGAAGGCCUUCUAUUCCAGAUCAAGCUUUUUGCACCAUCAGAGAAUUCACACUGGAGAGAAACCUUUCCAAUGUAAUCAGUGUGGUAAGGCUUUCCAACGUAACUCUGACCUUGCUGCACAUCAGAGAAUUCACACUGGGGAGAAACCUUAUGAAUGUAAUCAGUGUGGAAAGGCUUUUAGAUACCUUUCCAGUCUUGCUAAACAUCAGAGAAUCCACACUGGAGAGAAACCUUAUGAAUGUAAUCAGUGUGGAAAGGCUUUCACAAACAGCUCUAGUCUCGCUACACAUCAGAGAACCCACACAGUAGAGAAACCUUUUGAAUGUAAUCAAUGUGGAAAGACUUUCCGACAGAACUCCAAUCUUUCAAUACAUCAGAGAAUCCACACUGGAGAGAAACCUUAUGAAUGUAAUCAAUGUGGAAAAACUUUUAGAAAGACCUCCCAUCUUGCUGCCCAUCAGAGAACCCACACUGGAGAGAAACCUUAUGAAUGUAAUCAAUGUGGAAAGGCUUUUACAAGAAACUCUAGUCUUGCAACACAUCAGAGAAUCCAUACUGGAGAAAAACCUUAUGAAUGUAAUAAAUGUGGGAAGACUUUCAGACAGAACUCUAAUCUUGUCGCACAUCAGAGAAUUCACACUGGAGAAAAACUUUAUGAAUGUAAUAAAUGUGGAAAGACUUUCCGAAAUAACUCCCAUCUUGUUACCCAUCAGAGAAUCCACACUGGAGAGAAACCUUAUGAGUGUAAUCAAUGUGGAAAGACUUUCACUCAGAGCUCCCAUCUUAUUGCCCAUCAGACAAUUCGUAAAAAAGAGAAUUCUUGUGAUCGUGGAAAGGCUUUCCAGUGGAACUCCAGUCUUUCACAUCAGUCAGAGAAUCCAUGCUGAGGAGAAACCUUAUGGACAUAAUGAAUGUUGAAAUGUUUUUUGAUUUGAUUACAAUCUUGCAGCAUAUCAGAAAAUCCACCCAGCUGAGAAAGCUUCUGAAUUAUAAUCAGUGUGGAAAGACUUUCCCACAGAGCUAUAUGGAGAAACCACAGUUUAAGCUUCCUGAGCAUCAUAAAUGUGAUUUUGUUGAACAUGACAAAAUCCAAACUAGAGAGAACUUUGAGGAACAUAAUCAAUGUCAUGAAGCCCUCAGACAACUGUCACCUUUUAUUUCUCAUCAGAAUAGUCAUAUUAGAGAGAAAUCUAAUCAGUCAUAAAUGAGUAAAGGCAUUCAAAUGGCAUACAGAGCUUGUUCAACAUCAGAAAAAUUCUGUGGAGAAGUUCUAUAUGGAUCCAAUGUCAGAAGACAUUCUCUUUAUAUCAGAGGAUUUAUAGAGGAGAGAAGCCAUAUGAAUGUUCUCAAAGGAGAUAUGAAUCAGGAGAACUGUAGACAAUAGAAUAUUCAUGUUGGGUUGAAGGCUUAUAAAAGCAAUGGUUGUCAAAAGGCCUUCCUUCUCCUAAAGCUCAUACUUGACUGUGUCUUGGAGAUGUCAUACUGGAGAUAAAACUUAUGGAUCUGAUUAAGAAGGGAAGACUUCUUGCUCCAGCACAGACUUUACUAAUCUCCCAAUAUGAGAAAUAUUCCAGAUUUUAUACUGUGCAUAAAGAUCUAUAAAUGUAAUGAAUUUUUCUCUGAAAUCCUGUUACCAUUACUCCUUCAUAUUUCAUGGUAUUUAUAUACUAUAUAUAUGAAAUAUAUACAUACACAUAUAUAUUUAAAUACAGUCAUUUCCCAGUUGAUUGGCACUCACUUUGUUUCCUAUUGUUUGCUGGCAUAAAAAAGUCUCCUAUAAA